AUCAAAACAAAAAAUACGAAAAAUUUUCUUCUCUUUAUCAAAAAACAAUAGAAUUUAGAGAUUUUCACGCGUAGAAUGACCAUCCAAACAACUUUUUAGGGACUCAAAAAAUAGAAGUGACGUAGUUCGUGUGAGAUUUAAGUGUAAAAACAGAGUGAACCUUUUCUACAAGAAUUUGGAGUUUUAGUGACUGAACUUUCGGAUUUGCGGGUUUUCAUUGUCUUUCCAAGUCUUUGUUUGACCAUCAUUUUUCAAUUUUCAUAAGAAUUUUUGAAAAUUUAAAGAAAAAAAAUUGAACCAAGUAAAUUUUAUCACAAAAAAGUUCAAAAAAUUGCAUGAGAAUCAAAAGAAGGAUGAGGUUUCCUCCAAUCCGAACUUUUUUGUCAACGUCAAACAUUUUUUAAUAAUUUUCUUUGUUAAUUAAAUUAUUUCGAGACACGUACGUGAGACGUACGUCGCCCAAAUUCAAUGGAUACUGACACCGAUUCAGACUAUCAUCCAAGUUCCCUGCAUUCCAAUACGAAUCCCGAGGAUUUUUUGUACAAUGGACAUGCGAACGAGGUCAUUGGCGGAAGUCGUUACAAAAAAUGUUGGUGCGUGAAGGACAUUUGCGGGAUAAUUUGUGCAAUAAUGACGUGGAUGUUGAUUUUGUAUGCGGAAUUUGUGGUAAUGGCUGUGAUUUAUCCGUCGACAGAAACGUGGCUCGGCACUGUCGAGAUGAUUUUCUUCAAUGUCGGAUGCUUUUUGGCAGUUGCGUCGCAUUUGCGCACGAUGUUCAGUGAUCCGGGUGCCGUGCCGAAGGGAAAUGCGACGAAAGAAAUGAUUCAGCAGAUGGGAUAUCGCGAAGGACAGGUUUUCUUCAAGUGUCCCAAAUGUUGCAGUAUUAAGCCAGACAGAGCGCAUCACUGUUCCGUGUGUCAAAGAUGUGUGCGAAAAAUGGAUCAUCAUUGUCCGUGGGUCAAUAAUUGCGUCGGAGAGAACAAUCAAAAAUAUUUUGUACUUUUUACGUUUUACAUCGCCAUCAUAUCCAUUCAGGCAAUCUUCUUGGCUGUCAAUCAGUUUGUCUCCUGCAUCAAACACGAAUGGCGCGAAUGUUCGACAUUUUCGCCGCCCGCAACUGUAGUUUUGCUCCUCUUCCUUAUCUUUGAAGCCUUAUUGUUCUCCAUUUUUACACUUAUUAUGUUAGGAACACAAAUUAACGCCAUUUGGAACGAUGAAACGGGUAUCGAACAACUAAAAAAAGAAGAAGCACGUUGGGUGAAAAAGUCACGAUGGAAAAGCAUCCAAGCCGUUUUCGGUAGAUUUUCCAUAGGAUGGUUAUCGCCAUUCACAAAACCAAUCGAUCGCAGUCCCUUUGAUAAAAGUUACUUGUAUUCCGUGUAAUUUUCUGUUGUUAAAAAUUUCACAAAAAAAUAUCGAAGUGACGAUUUUUUUUUCGUUAAGUUCUUUUUCCGUUCUGUACCUUAUAAAAAAAUUUCAAUUUGAACAAAAAUCAAAAAAUAUUCAGAGAUUAAAAAAAAACUUAAUUAGUUGUAAAUAUUUUUGACUAUUUUUUAAAAAAAUAAAAGAAAAAAAUGUUUAAUGAU
Culicoides brevitarsis is the source of this 1586-nucleotide messenger RNA. RefSeq names its product palmitoyltransferase ZDHHC3. The transcript is spliced from 4 exons. The record is from RefSeq and is a predicted model, not a curated record. Bases 469 to 1383 code for a protein of 304 amino acids. Lineage: Eukaryota; Metazoa; Arthropoda; Insecta; Diptera; Ceratopogonidae. Gene Ontology annotation, molecular function: palmitoyltransferase activity.